CGCAUAAAUGCAAAAGUAGAAGAAGAGAAAGGAGACAAGCACUAGCGUUGUAUCUUCAUACUGAUGUGGGUUUGCUGUGGAUUAUGAGUCUUCGUUAGCAGUAGCUAGCACUGCUGCUAAAUAUGUGGAUUGACAGUCAGCAUUCUUUUGCUUAUUGAGGUUUAUACUCGCGGUCUAUUGUACUAACUGUAAAGUCUAAGCGGAGAUGUUAAGCGUGGAGUCGUUGCAAGUGGCUGAGGAGGAGGUGGUUGAAUCCAGCUCCAAUAAAUUCGGUGACAUUUACACUUUCGUGGCUAAAGGCUGCUUUCCUCAGACGAUGAAUCCUUUACGAAAGAAGAAUCUCAAAAGAUACGCACAGAAAUUUAUCAUUGAUGAGGGCAAGCUGUACUAUGUGGGACCCAAGAAAGAAGAGAAAAGGGAGGUGGUGAUCGAGGCUGAGAGGAAGAGGCAGAUUUUUCUCGACUGCCACUUCAAUGACAUCGGUCAUCACCUGGGCCAAAAGAAGACCGUCCACAGGAUCCAGAGCAAGUACUACUGGCUGGGGAUCAUCAAGGAUGUUGUGGAUUGGAUAAAAGUAUGUGAGACCUGUCAGCACACAGAGAGGAAUAAAAACCUGGCAAGGACUGUCCGGCCUAUAAAAGUGGACGCACCUUGGGAUAUUGUUGGGAUUGACAUUAUAGGGCCUUUCCCAGAGACACAGCAAGGCAACACCAGUGUUGCAGUCCUCAUUGAUUACUUUAGUAAAUGGCCAGAAGCUUUUCCAGUGCAAAAGACAGAUGCUCUCUCUGUUGCAAGAUGUAUUUCCAAAUGCAUAUACAGGUUCGGUGCCCCUAAAACAAUAGUGUGUACACAGAAUGCAGACUUCUGCGAUGAGGUGACAAAGCUGCUAUGCGACAGGUGGAGCAUCUCGCAGAAGGUGUCUCCUCGGGAUCAACCUCAGCUCAACCCGCUCCACGACUGCACCAGUCCGUUACUGAAGGAAGCCAUUGUGCAGAUGGUGACGGACAAGCAGGCUGAAUGGGAUGACUUCCUGGACCCUGUGCUGUUUCUGCUCCGGACGUCCACCAACCCUACCACUAAGUUCAGCCCUUACUCCCUCAUGUUCAACAGGAAAGCUCAUUUACCCAAUGAGACUACAUUGAGCCUGCUGAACUAUGACGACCAAGAGCAGGACAUGUAUUCCACAAAGGAGAAGGCCUCAACGUAUAUGACCAUAAUGCAGGAGCAGCAGAACUCUGUGAAGCAGCUGGUGAUAGCCAAUAUGAACGCAGCCUACAAAGAAGAGAAGAAGAAGAAUGUCAAACGCAGGACACAUAACAUGCCCUCAAUGACAUUUAAAAUCGCAGAUCCUCUGUUCGGCGCAGGAGACUCGCCCUCACCAAAAAAACUGAAAGACAGUUUGUAUUUAUCUUUUCCUGUUGAGACGGUGCUGGCCACUGAGCAAAGCAGCGCAGAGGACAUGAAGACGGAGUUAGCGUAUCACUUAGCUGAAUCUGACGUACACUGAGGAGGACCGUUGAACAAGCACAGUAGAGUGGACGGAUCAGUGGAGCAUGACUACAUGUUGUCAUGAGCUUCCUUGAAGUCUUGGACAAAAGAUGGAAAUCCAGAUGUUGUAAAUAUGUGAUUAUG
Molecule: messenger RNA, 1632 nt
Organism: Perca fluviatilis (European perch)
Lineage: Eukaryota; Metazoa; Chordata; Actinopteri; Perciformes; Percidae
Exons: 8
Coding region: 206-1507 (433 amino acids)
Biological process (GO): DNA integration
Molecular function (GO): nucleic acid binding
Source: RefSeq, a predicted model, not a curated record